Molecule: messenger RNA, 1295 nt
Organism: Corylus avellana
Lineage: Eukaryota; Viridiplantae; Streptophyta; Magnoliopsida; Fagales; Betulaceae
Product: PapD-like superfamily protein
Biological process (GO): endoplasmic reticulum membrane organization
Cellular component (GO): plasma membrane; endoplasmic reticulum membrane
Source: RefSeq, a predicted model, not a curated record
CUUGCAAAGAAAAGCCCACCAACAACCAACGCCGAAACUUAAGCCCGUGAUUGACAAGGCAGAGACCGAGUCAGCCACUCCUUCCAUCGCAUUCGCAGUCCAAAACGACCCCGUUCAGCUCCCGAUGCUCUUGAGUUUCGAACAUGGCCAUAGCGGACCAGAAGUCUUCGUCCGAAGGAACUGGAAAAGCCUGGAACUUCUUUAAGAUACCGUUCCUUCACUCGGGGACUAGUCACGCCAAUAUGUCGUCGUCCUCGUCGUCCCAAAACACUCAUUACCAGAACACUAUCAACAGCAAUCCUCAGCUCGAUGGCGGCUCAAACUCGGUCUCUUCGGUCGCCAGGUCGCUCCUCCCGGCUCGGCGUCGGCUCAAGCUUGAUCCGUCCAAUAAGCUCUACUUUCCCUAUGAACCUGGCAAACAAGUGAGAAGCGCUGUUAGGAUUAAGAACACAAGCAAGUCCCCUGUAGCUUUUAAGUUCCAAACUACUGCACCAAAAAGUUGUUUCAUGCGUCCUCCAGGGGCAAUUCUUGCUCCCGGUGAGAGUAUCAUAGCAACUGUGUUCAAGUUUGUGGAGCAGCCAGAGAACAAUGAAAAACCGGAAAAGAGCAAGCUUAAGUUUAAAAUAAUGAGCCUGAAAGUCAAAGGAGUAACAGAUUAUGUGCCUGAGCUGUUUGAUGAGCAGAAGGACCAAGUGGCAGUAGAGCAGAUUCUGCGAGUUGUUUUUCUAGAUCCAGAGCGUUCUACCCCUGCCCUGGAAAAGUUGAAGCGCCAGUUAGCUGAGGCCGAAGCUGCACUCGAGGCACGGAAGAAACCUCCAGAAGAUACAGGUCCAAGGAUUGUAGGGGAAGGGCUCGUCAUAGAUGAAUGGAAAGAGCGGAGGGAAAGAUACCUUGCUCGACAGCAGGUUGAAGGGGUAGACUCGGUAUAGUGUUGCUUGUGGUUCUUCCAAGUAAAAUUUAAACAGAAAAUUUGUAUAAUCUUCUGUUUAAGUAUCAUUUUCAGCGCUGCAAAAGUUUCUAUGUAAUGAGAAGGAUGUUGUAUUCAUAGUGAUGAUUAGUGAACUCCUCCAUCUUUUGGUGAAAAAGUAUUUGAGGUGAAUCUUCUUUACCAAUUGAAGGACUUAUUGGUCAGCUAGAUGCCACCUGCGUGUAGAUAGUAGAUUUUUGUUCUCCUCUUUCUCCCUUGAAAAUAAAAUGGGUAUUAAGUGGUGUAACGCAGUAAAUUGUUCACAAUGUAUUUAGGAAUGUUUUUGGAUUAAUAUGCUUUAUGAAUGGUUAUCAUGGUAUUCUCUUUC